AUACCGUUGAAGGAGUGACUGUUUCCCAUCCCGACUUCUAUUGUUUCCUUCCUCUUGUUGUAGACUUCAAAAACUCGACACAUCUUGCAAAAUCAUCGGAGGCGCCUGUCCUGCACAACAAAACCAGAGGAAUUUUUCACUUUCGAAGCCUACUCGAAAGAAAAGACACGAUAACUAAAACACAAAAGACUUCGCAAUAAACCAAUCGAUCAAGAUGGACUCGACAUCCACCCAGCCUCUCGCAGACCGGUCGACAAAUACCCAUCUGCCACUGAAUGGAGAGAAAGCUGUUGAUAUGAAGGGGACUGAAGAUCGACAAUCCCAGGCAACAUACGUCUCCCCCUCCGACGACAUCAUGAGCCCUUGCACGAAGAAACUGAGUGAUAUCAAGGGGAAGCGGUUUAAAACUGCCAAAAAACCCCAGUCCCUGUUCGCCAAACUUGGCAAGAAGAAUUUCGAACAGUCCUCAAUGGCGGCCGCAAAGGAGAAGAAUAGCAGUCCAGUUGCAUGAACUUGGAAUUGACUUUUUCUUCUCUUCUUUCGUUAAUCGUCUGUUGAUCGAUCGAUGAGCUCUCAUCUUUCUUCGUUCUAGGAGAUUUGCGCUGGUAGCACAGAGUCCAUACGUAUGGACGAAGCGAUGAUGGGAGUUAUCGAUUGAUCAGUGCACAGUGGAUUGAUCGAUCCCCCCCCUUUUUUAUCUUUGUAAUUCUCCUAUUCUUAGAUGGAGUGUACGCAGAUAUAUGCGGUCCCCUUUUCAUUUGGUUCCAAAUUGGCUUUCUGGUUGUUUUUCUUUUUUUGUAUCGGGGUUUAUGGAUGGAUUCAGGAGAUUUAUGGGUUUCAAAGGGAAGAAAUGAUACUCUAUUAUCGAUGUUGAUGUUCGGACUGUAUGGUUUAUGAAUCAUUAUUAUUUGCUAUCGCUGUGAACGUUCAAUAAAAAUAUUGAACUCUCUUUAUAAUCAUUCG
Messenger RNA from Monascus purpureus, 963 nucleotides. The record is from the annotation of a GenBank genome assembly. Lineage: Eukaryota; Fungi; Ascomycota; Eurotiomycetes; Eurotiales; Aspergillaceae.